Balaenoptera musculus (blue whale) is the source of this 1723-nucleotide messenger RNA. It is a transcript of the gene GPR88, whose product is annotated as G protein-coupled receptor 88. Gene Ontology annotation, biological process: G protein-coupled receptor signaling pathway. The record is from RefSeq and is a predicted model, not a curated record. Bases 575 to 1723 code for a protein of 382 amino acids. The transcript has 2 exons. Gene Ontology annotation, molecular function: G protein-coupled receptor activity. Lineage: Eukaryota; Metazoa; Chordata; Mammalia; Artiodactyla; Balaenopteridae. Gene Ontology annotation, cellular component: membrane.
UAAUGACAGGACUUUCUGAGCAAGAUAUUUUUCUUCCCUUUCACAAGUUAGAAGCUAUUGAAUAAUUCAUGCAAGUGUGGAAAGGCUGCCUUUUCCCUGCGUGAUGUAUAAUUGAGCAGGGAGAGAGCUUCGAGUGGGUUCCCCUCAUCAGCCACCACUCUUGCUCCUGAGCACGGGGUGCUUGCUCUCCUCUUGAGCUGAGCUUCUGCUUUUGCAGCCAAGCAUCCUUGCUGCUGCCGCCUGACUACCUGCCCACCUGCCUGGGCUUGCAGCCUGCCACUUCCCUUUCUCCAGUCCUGCUGCCAGCUGAGAAGUCUCCCUGCAGCUGCUGGUUUCUGCCUAGGGCCAUGUGUGUGGAUGCCGCGUUGGAGAAGGAGGUACUUGCUCCUGGCACUGAUCCCAGAUGAGUUCCUCCUAUUGAUUUCGGGACCACGGAUGCUGCUGCUGAGGAGGUAUUUCCUGGCAUCCCUCCCUCUGCUACUGCCAGCUAAGGACCAGCCCCAAAGCGGGUGUCAGGAUGGGCCGCGCUGCGAGAAGCCGACGCUAGCCAGAGAGGUGUGAAGAGUUGGCCAGAAUGACCAACUCUUCCACGUCCACUUCCUCCGCCACCGGGGGAUCGCUGUUGCUGCUCUGCGAGGAAGAGGAGUCGUGGGCGGGCCGGCGCAUCCCCGUGUCCCUCCUGUACUCAGGCCUGGCCAUCGGGGGCACGCUGGCCAACGGCAUGGUCAUCUAUCUCGUGUCGUCCUUCCGAAAGCUGCAGACGACCAGCAACGCCUUCAUCGUGAACGGCUGCGCCGCCGACCUCAGCGUCUGCGCCCUCUGGAUGCCGCAGGAGGCGGUGCUCGGGCUCCUGCCCGCGGGCUCCGCGGAGCCCCCCGGGGACUGGGACGGCGCCGGGGGGAGCUACCGCCUGCUGCGGGGCGGGCUGCUGGGCCUCGGGCUCACCGUGUCCCUCUUGUCCCACUGCCUGGUGGCCCUGAACCGCUACCUGCUCAUCACCCGGGCGCCCGCCACCUACCAGGCGCUGUACCAGCGGCGCCACACGGCCGGCAUGCUGGCGCUGUCCUGGGCACUCGCCCUGGGCCUCGUGCUGCUGCUCCCGCCCUGGGCGCCGCGUCCCGGCGCCGCGCCCCCGCGCGUCCACUACCCGGCGCUGCUGGCCGCCGCGGCGCUGCUGGCGCAGACGGCGCUGCUGCUGCACUGCUACCUGGGCAUCGUGCGCCGCGUGCGCGUCAGCGUCAAGCGGGUCAGCGUCCUCAACUUCCACCUGCUGCACCAGCUGCCCGGCUGCGCCGCCGCCGCCGCCUUCCCGGGCGCCCCUCACGCGCCAGGCCCGGCUGGUGCCGCGCACCCGGCUCAGGCCCAGCCCCUGCCCCCAGCGCUGCACCCGCGGCGGGCGCAGCGGCGUCUCAGCGGCCUGUCGGUGCUGCUGCUCUGCUGCGUCUUCUUGCUGGCCACGCAGCCGCUGGUGUGGGUGAGCCUGGCCAGCGGCUUCUCGCUGCCCGUGCCCUGGGGUGUGCAGGCGGCCAGCUGGCUCCUGUGCUGCGCUCUGUCCGCGCUCAACCCGCUGCUCUACACGUGGAGGAACGAGGAGUUCCGCCGCUCCGUGCGCUCCGUCCUGCCCGGCAUCGGCGACGCGGCGGCCGCUGCCGCCGCCGCCACGGCUGUGCCUGCGGUGUCCCAGGCGCAGCUGGGCACUCGCGCCGCAGGCCAGCACUGGUGA